AUGAUUUGUCUCUCCAAAGCAGAUGAGUCCUUCUACCAGCGCUUGACCUGGAACCAGGCUCCUUCCCCCUUGGCUGCCUCGCAAACUACGCGCCAGGAUCUCAAUGGCAUCUCUAACCUCCGCGAGCAUGUUGAUGCUGCCCAGGACGAUGGGAGCGGAGGGACGGCUGGGAGUCUACUCAAUGGGCACGAUGAUAGUAAUCAAGCAGGGAGUCAUCCUGCAGAGCCUUUCAAAGGCUCUCUCAAGGAUGCGGGACGACAGUCCCGUAUCUCGGGACUGUCCUCGUGUCUUAAGACGGUAAAUGGUGGUGUUGACCAUAUCCGUCUUCAUCGAGGCACUUUCUCGUCAUGUGCCUCGCACAUCUGGAGCUGGACUGUCUGGGUCCUCUCUGUUCUUGUCGUCUCGACACUCAUCUCUUACUGGAACUCCCCUGCGCCUGUUGUCAUGACCUCGCCCCCGAUGGUCCAGGAGUCGACUCCUGUCCAUCUCUCCCCUCUGCGCAAGCGAGCGAGCACAUGCGAAUCUGGAGGCGUCGACAAGGGUGAAUACAACACUCCUCUUCAUGUCGGUGCCGUCUUCAUUAUCCUGUUCGUCUCGACACUCGCUUGUGCGUUCCCCAUCAUGGCCGCCAAGCUCCCAGGGCUGAGGAUCCCCAAUCGCUUCUUUUUUGCUGUCCGUCAUUUCGGUACUGGCGUGCUGAUCGCCACUGCCUUUGUCCAUUUGCUCCCCACUGCUUUCAUUUCACUUGGCGAUCCUUGCUUGAGCAGCUUCUGGAAUCAGGACUACCCUGCUAUUCCUGGUGCUAUUGCUCUUGCUGCCAUCUUCCUUGUCACUGUGAUUGAGAUGGUGUUCCACCCCUCUCGACACGUUUCGCCUGCCGAGAUCACCACAUCCAAGGAAGGAUGUACUGGUUCAAACAGCGGCGGAUGCAUGGGGGGUACAGGUAUGCUCCCCAUUCGUGACAUGGGGCCUAUUCGUGGACGAUCAUCAAGCAUUGGCCAGAACCUUUCCACUCUCAACAGCAGAGACGUACGCAUGCAGGAUCUGGAAGAAGAAGCUUGUGAAGAUGACGACAAUGUCCGUUCCGGAAGAAAAAACCUCGAGGAGACGAGCCUCGAGGCUGUACAGAUGCCUGUCUUGUCCCCAGAGCAGCAGCAACGCAAGGAGCUUCUCCAAUGCGUCCUGCUCGAGCUUGGCAUUCUCUUCCACAGCAUCUUUAUCGGUAUGGCGCUAAGCGUUUCGAUCGGCAACGAGUUUAUCAUUCUCCUCAUUGCCAUUGUCUUUCACCAAACUUUUGAAGGAUUGGCGUUGGGCUCUCGAAUUGCUUCCAUCAAGUGGCCCAACGGCAAGCUACAGCCUUGGUUUAUGGCCCUUGCAUACGGAUGCACCACUCCUCUGGGACAAGCUCUCGGCCUUGCUACCCACACGCUCUAUAGCCCCAACUCUGAGACAGGGCUUAUCGUUGUGGGCGUCAUGAAUGCCAUCUCGGCUGGAUUGCUUACCUUUGCCUCCUUGGUUGAGCUUCUCUCUCAAGACUUCCUUAGCGAUGAGAGCUGGCAGUUCCUCCGCGGCCGCAAGCGUGUUUAUGCUUGCCUUCUUGUGUUCUUCGGGGCUUUUUUCAUGAGUCUUGUUGGCGCUUGGGCUUGA
Molecule: messenger RNA, 1647 nt
Organism: Fusarium venenatum
Lineage: Eukaryota; Fungi; Ascomycota; Sordariomycetes; Hypocreales; Nectriaceae
Product: ZIP zinc transporter-domain-containing protein
Biological process (GO): zinc ion transmembrane transport
Cellular component (GO): plasma membrane
Molecular function (GO): zinc ion transmembrane transporter activity
Source: RefSeq, a predicted model, not a curated record